Messenger RNA from Ceratotherium simum simum (southern white rhinoceros), 1024 nucleotides. NCBI's taxonomy places the organism in Eukaryota, Metazoa, Chordata, Mammalia, Perissodactyla, Rhinocerotidae. The record is from RefSeq and is a predicted model, not a curated record.
CGAUGCUGCUUUCAGGCAUUUGUUUAGGACAUGCCCCUGGGGCCUGAAGGGGCUUUGUACGGCAACCGAAGCAGCUGCGAGUUCAACGGCAAGUUUCGAAGAUGCCGCCCAAAGGAAAAAGUGGUUCUGGAAAAGUGGGGAAAGGAGGAGCAGCCUCUGGGAGUGACAGUUCUGACAAGAAGGCUCAGGGUCCCAAAGGUGGUGGCAAUGCAGUAAAGGUCAGACACAUUCUGUGUGAAAAACAAGGAAGAAUCAUGGAAGCCAUGGAAAAGUUAAAGUCUGGAAUGAGAUUCAAUGAAGUGGCUGCACAAUAUAGUGAAGAUAAAGCCAGGCAAGGGAUUCCCAGCCUGUGGCAACAUGCUGGUCACCAUAGAGACCUGAGAAGCACCCUUGUCUCACUGGUACCACAUUUACAAACCAACCCUUAAACUGGAUUAUUUUGCAGAUGGUUGAUCUCAUCAAUUCAAUGUUGAUUCAAUUAGUUCCGAUUUCAGAAGGUGACAUUUUCCGACCUUGUCCCCUUAAGCACAAGCAAAAACUAUGGCUUUUUUGGGAAGUGAAAAAGUACAAGGUGUGCUUGGGGAACAGUGAGGAAACAAGACAGGUGGAGGGGAGGGUUUGUAGGUGAACCACAGGAUAUACCUCUCAUUCACUCAUUCGUUCAGCACCUACAAUGUGGCAGUAACUGGGCUAGAUACUGGGGAUACGGCGGUGAGCAAGAUUAGCCUUACGGACCUCACAGUCUCCUGGGGUAGACAAACAAUUAAUAGAUAAUUGUAGUACAGUGUGGUGAAUUCUAUGGUGGGAAGAACAGGGAAAUGGUGUGCUGUGGGCCCCUAACCUUCCCAGAGGAAGCAACAUCUCAGCUGAGACCUGAAGGAUGGGUGAGAGUCAGCCAGAAAAAAAGUUAGGGGAGAGAGCAAGCAGUGGGGUGGAGUGGAAAAAAAUGUUCCUGGAAGAAGAAAGUGUCCAAAGAAUAUGAAGAGAGAUGGGAACAGGGUAAAUUUGAGGGCUUAAAAGAAAA